AUGACGUCGCCGAAGAAGGAAGCGUCGUUCGGGAAGAGCUCUGGGACGGCGUUGAACGCGUACGCGAGCGCGUCGCACGUGCGAGCCGUGGACGAUGGUGUCGUGGGCGAGCUCGCGGAUAGGCGAUUUUCGCACGGCGCGAGCAAGGAGAAGAGAGCGGGCGGCGACGGCGGUCUACCGCCGACGUCGCUGUCGACGAGAACGACGCCGAUCAAAGGACGAGGUAUGAGCGUGGACAUGGAUGUUGUCACGCAAAGAGCGUCGUUUCAAAAGUAUCGCGGUGAUGAGGUCGGUGCGGCGAGUAAAGACGUCAUCAAAGGGCCGAGUUGGGUGCAACCGACAAAGAGUACGAGCAUCGUCGCGCAGGCUAGGAAGCGUGCGAUGCACAAGCGAACGAUGAGCGAAGAGCCGGGUGCGUUCGCGGUAGCGUUCGGCGGCUCGACGCCCGCGCGAACGCUCUCGGGAAGAUUCGAAGACGAUAUACAAGAGAACGGUAACGUCGACGAUUCGCUAUCGGCGGAGCAAUUUUUGCAAAAGAUAGCGAGUGUGGUGGAAUCGAUGCGCGAAAGACAUGACUUCGUAAGAGCGCUCACGAUUGAGACGAUUGAGCUGUGUAAAAACUUAGUGGAGUUAGAGGCGCCCGUGAGCGCGAUGCUUCGGUUGGAAGAAAUUGACGAGACGUCGGAAACGGGGACGUUCGACGGAUGUGCGACGGAUUUUGUCGCCGCGAAUGAGGGUUCGGAUUGUAGUUUCGCUGGCGCUGCGAUUUCAUCGUCCGCGGCGCGAAAUCUUGCUGAAGAGGGGUUCGGGGAAAUGAUGAGCGCGCCAUCCCCGACGCCGACGACCUCGGGCGACUUUUCGCUUGAAGCCGUCGAAGCCGAGCUGCGCAGCGUGCGCAGGCUUAUCGAAGAAUAG
Ostreococcus lucimarinus CCE9901 is the source of this 915-nucleotide messenger RNA. RefSeq lists its product with no specific name. The coding region runs from base 1 to 915 and encodes 304 amino acids. NCBI's taxonomy places the organism in Eukaryota, Viridiplantae, Chlorophyta, Mamiellophyceae, Mamiellales, Bathycoccaceae. The record is from RefSeq and is a predicted model, not a curated record. The transcript has a single exon.